This is a messenger RNA of Blastocystis hominis, 237 nucleotides long. RefSeq lists its product as hypothetical. The coding region runs from base 1 to 237 and encodes 78 amino acids. NCBI's taxonomy places the organism in Eukaryota, Bigyra, Opalinata, Blastocystidae. The transcript has a single exon. The record is from RefSeq and is a predicted model, not a curated record. Gene Ontology annotation, biological process: regulation of transcription by RNA polymerase II. Gene Ontology annotation, molecular function: DNA-binding transcription factor activity, RNA polymerase II-specific; RNA polymerase II cis-regulatory region sequence-specific DNA binding.
AUGCAGAGCGGACAAGGCUUUGCGAGCAUCUAUCCUCGACUUGAUUUGCAAAACAAUGCGGAAGAGGACCAGCCUGUGUAUGUGAACGCCAAACAGUACAACCGAAUUAUCGAGCGCAGAAAAGCGAGAGCCAAAUGGGAAGCUGAACAUCCCCCGACAAAGCGAGACCACAAAUAUAUGCACGAAUCUCGCCACAAACACGCGAUCAAGCGACCUCGAGGAAGUGGUACGGAUUGA